AUGCUGAAAGUGACGCUUCUGCUGCUGGCGGUGACUGCCGCCCGGGCUCGUAUGAAUGUGUUGUUUUUGGUGUCAGAUGACAUGAGGCCGGAGCUAUCCAUUUUUGAAGGAAAAGAUUUCCCCAGUCCUGUCCAUCCUCCGAUGCAUUCACCAAACCUUGAUGCCCUCGCUCGGAAGAGUCUUCUGUUGAAGAGAGCCCAUGUUCAGCAGGCUGUGUGUUCCCCGAGCAGAUCAUCUCUCCUCACAGGACGAAGACCGGACACAACCCAUGUGUAUGAUCUGGUAGUGUAUUGGAGAGAUGUGGGAGGGAACUUCACCACCAUCCCUCAGUAUUUCAAGGAACAUGGCUACAGGACGAUAGGAUCGGGUAAGAUUUUCCACCCUGGACAUGCAUCCGAUAACAACGACCCGAUCUCCUGGACAGAUCCAUAUUUUGAGUCAGGGUCGCAAGCCAAUACCUUUGUGUAUAAAGAAAAGGUGAGUUGGAUGAAUGUGCCGAUGGAUCUUCUGAAGAACAACUCACUUCAAGACACCCAGAAUGCUGAUCAUGCCAUUAACAUGAUCAGAGAAGCGGCCCCUCAAGCUAGAUCUGGAGAACGUCCUUUCUUCAUCGCCCAAGGAUUCCACAAACCUCAUCUUCCUUUUGUGGCACCACAGAUGUUCUUUGACUUGUACCCAGAGUCCUCCGUCAGUCUCCCAGCUAACCCAUAUGCUCCAGACAAGAUGCCGGAAAUCGCAUGGUCUAGCUAUGGAGAGCUUAGAAACUACGUUGAUAUUCGGAAACUUAACGGUACAGGAGACAUCAACACCACACUCCCAAACGAUGUCAUCCUCAACUUGAGGAGAGCCUACUACAGCGCCCUCAGUUACACAGACUACGAGCUGGGACGUGUUGUCCAAGAGCUGGAGAAUCAAGGCCUGGCCAACAACACAAUCAUCUCCUUCUGGGGAGAUCACGGUUGGCAACUGGGGGAACACGGUGAGUGGUGCAAACACACGGACUUUGACAUCGCCACCCACGCCCCUAUGAUGGUGCAUGUUCCGGGUCUCACAGACAAGGGCAUUGUGACUGAAGAACUCACCGAGUUUGUGGAUCUGUUUCCUACUCUGGUAGAAGCUGCAGGUCUACCUCCUAUUAAUCUGUGUCCAGAAAACUCCACCAACGUUCUAGUCUGCACUGAAGGCAACAGUUUGAUACCUCUGAUGAAAGAUCCAGCAAGUCCCAACUGGAAGAAGGCUGUGUUCUCUCAGUACCCAAGAUCUGAAGACGGAGGUCACCAGAUGGGCUACAGCAUGACUACGGAUAAAUACAGAUACACAGAAUGGGUGAAGUUUGACAGGAAACCUCUCUAUAAACCGGACUGGAACAAAGUUUAUGGUAUUGAGUUGUACGACCAUAUUAAGGACCCCGAGGAAAACUUUAACUUGGCCUAUAACACUGCUGAAAAGAAACUUGUAUCUGAACUACGGAAACAACUACACGCUGGAUGGAGGGCUGCCAGACCAAGGGACAAUUAA
Haliotis rubra (blacklip abalone) is the source of this 1518-nucleotide messenger RNA. Its product is annotated as iduronate 2-sulfatase-like. The coding region runs from base 1 to 1518 and encodes 505 amino acids. The record is from RefSeq and is a predicted model, not a curated record. The transcript has a single exon. NCBI's taxonomy places the organism in Eukaryota, Metazoa, Mollusca, Gastropoda, Lepetellida, Haliotidae. Gene Ontology annotation, molecular function: iduronate-2-sulfatase activity.